UUGUGGAAGACUUCAUUGAGCUCAUUGCACACGAACCUUGUGAUAUGAACUCACUUGGAUAAAAUCGUCUUUAAACAAGAAGAAAUGAGCAAGUGAAGCCUUUUCCAAAAAUGCCAUGGGCCAGAGAAACUGCUCAAUUGUUUUCUAGGGUUUUAGAAGCAGGGAGGGAGAUGACUGGAAAAUUUCCAGGGUUUUGGAAACAAAGAGAAGAAGAAAGCGGCUUUUCCAUUUAGGGUUUUGGAAUUAGUGAAUAAUAGCAAGAAAGGAGAGAGAAACCAAGGUUUUGACGUUGAGAGAGAAAAAGAAAUUGGAAAGUUUUCAGUGUUUUAGAGGUUGAGAAGUAAUCGGCUUUUCUCUUCAUAGGGCUUUGGAAUUAGGUGAAGGAUAGGAAGAAGAGAGAGAAAAUGAGGAAGAAGGUUGAUGAACGGAUAAGAACUCUCAUAGAGAAUGGCGUCAAGUCCAGGCAUCGAUCCAUGUGUGUUAUUGUUGGAGAUAAAUCUAGAGACCAGAUUGUCAAUCUUUAUCAUAUUCUUGCAAAAUCAGUAGUCAAGUCUCGCCCUAAAGUCCUCUGGUGCUAUAAGAAAGAGCUGUUCCUUAGCAGUCAUAAGAAAAAACGGAUGAAACAAUUGAAGAAGAUGAUGCAAAGGGGACUAUUGGAUCCAGAGAAAGAUGACCCAUUUUCCCUUUUUGUCACAAGUACCGAGAUACGGUAUUGCUACUACUCAGAGACUGAAAAUAUACUAGGGAACACCUUUGGGAUGUGCAUUCUCCAGGAUUUUGAAGCAUUGACUCCAAAUCUCCUUGCGAGAACCAUUGAAACAGUUGAAGGAGGUGGCUUGAUUGUGUUAUUGCUCAGUUCUCUUAAAUCACUCAGCAGUCUCUACACCAUGGUUAUGGAUGUUCAUGAGAGAUUUCGUACUGAAUCUCAUUCAGAAGCAACGGCACGCUUCAAUGAGCGCUUCUUAUUAUCUCUUGCCUCAUGCAAAGCAUGUGUGGUUAUGGAUGAUGAGUUGAAUAUUUUACCGGUCUCAUCACACAUAAGGUCAAUAAAUCCAGUGUCAGUAAAAGAGGGUUCUGAGGGUCUCUCAGAAGGAGAUUUGGACCUGAAAAACCUUAAGGAGCAGCUUCAUGAUGAUUUUCCUGUUGGUCCAUUAGUUGGAAAGUGUCGUACUCUGGAUCAGGGAAAAGCUGUGAUAACAUUUCUUGACGCAAUAUUAGAGAAGACCCUUCGGAGCACGGUUGCUUUAACAGCUGCUCGUGGGCGUGGGAAAUCUGCUGCUUUGGGUCUUGCAAUUGCAGGAGCAAUUGCUGCUGGGUAUUCUAAUAUCUUUGUGACUGCACCAAGUCCAGAGAACUUGAAGACUCUUUUUCAAUUUGUGUGCAAUGGUUUUGAUGCAUUAGACUACAAGGAACAUUUACAUUAUGACUUGGUUCAAAGUACAAACCCUGACUUCAAGAAAGCAAUUGUGCGAGUAAACAUUUACAAGCAACAUAGACAAACAAUUCAGUAUAUUCAGCCACAAGAUCAUGAAAAGCUUUCUCAAGUGGAGCUUUUGGUUAUUGAUGAAGCUGCAGCCAUCCCAUUACCGGUUGUGAAGUCGUUACUUGGUCCUUAUCUGGUUUUUCUUUCUUCUACUGUAAAUGGUUAUGAAGGUACUGGCCGUUCCCUUUCAUUAAAGCUCUUCCAACAAUUGCAAGAACAGAGCCAGUCAGCAGUGAACAAUGAAAGUGGGUCUGUCUCUGGUAGAGCUUUCAGGAAGAUAGAAUUGAGCGAGUCAAUCAGGUAUUCUUCUGGGGAUCCAAUAGAGGCUUGGCUCCAUGGUUUGCUUUGCUUGGACGCAACAAAUUUCAUCCCCAAUAUCACUGGCAGAUUACCACACCCGAAUGAGUGCGAGUUGUAUUAUGUCAACCGGGACACACUGUUUUCUUAUCACAAAGAUAGUGAGACAUUUUUGCAGAGGAUGAUGGCUCUUUAUGUGGCUUCCCACUACAAGAAUUCUCCAAAUGACUUACAACUAAUGGCUGACGCUCCAGCACAUCACCUUUUUGUGUUGCUUGGUCCUGUUGAUGAAUCCAAAAAUGUCUUGCCUGAUAUCUUGUGUGUCAUUCAGGUAAGCCUUGAAGGUCAGAUUUCUCGAGCAUCCGUGAUGAAAAGUUUAAGCGAAGGCUACCAACCUUCCGGAGACCAAAUACCAUGGAAGGUCUCUGAACAGUUUCAAGAUAAAGUUUUCCCAAGUCUUUCAGGUGCUAGAAUUGUUCGCAUUGCUGUGCAUCCAAGUGUCUUAAGGGCUGGAUAUGGAUCAGCUGCAGUGGAGCUUCUAAUAAGGUACUAUGAAGGACAGAUGGCUGACAUGGCUGAAAUUGACUCUGAACAAGUUGAGGAGAAGACCCCUGUUAAAAUCACAGAAGCUGCUGAAAAAGUUUCCUUGCUAGAAGAAAACAUAAAACCCAGGGCCAAUCUACCACCUCUACUAAUGCGACUUGAUGAACGUCGCUCUGAGAAACUUCAUUAUAUCAGUGUCUCUUUUGGUCUCACUCAACAACUUCAUAACUUCUGGAGUAAACACAAGUUUGUGCCCUUCUACAUUGGCCAAAUUCCAAGUGCGAUAACUGGUGAACAUACAUGCAUGGUUUUGAGGCCUCUAAAUAAUGAUGAGGUUGAAUUGACUGGAUCUGGGAAGGCUGGUUUCUUUGAUCCAUUCUAUCAAGAUUUUCGGAGGAGGUUCACCCGGCUCUUGGGUUCUAGCUUCCGGACCCUCAACUCUGCACUUGCAUUAAGCAUUUUGGACCCAAAGAUCAACUUCGGGGAGCAGGCGCCUUCAGAAGAACCUUCAAUAAGUGGAAUUUUGGGGAUGAAGGCAAUGUUGACCCCAUAUGACAUGGAGCGACUAGAUGCGUAUGCUAACAAUUUGGCAGAUUAUCAUUUGAUUCUUGACCUUGUUCCGAUCCUUGCUCGUUUGUAUUCCGAGGAGCGAAUACCAGUUUCAUUGUCUUACAGCCAGGCAGCAGUGUUACUUUGCAUGGGCUUGCAACAUCAAGAUAUUUCAUAUCUCCAGGGUCAGCUGAAGCAGCUUGGAAAGCAGCAAAUUCUGUCAUUGUUCAAUAAAGUCAUUAAGAAGAUUCACAAGUAUUUACAUAAUGCUGCAGCCAAAGAGAUUGAGUCUACUCUACCUCGUCUUAAAGAGGUUGUGAUGACCCCUCACAGCAAAUCCUUGGACGAAGAUAUCGAUGAAGCAGCCCGAGAAGUCAUCGAGAAAAUGAAAGGUGAAUCUGAACUAGGCGGCAUGCUAAAACCCGAACUUCUGCAGCAGUAUGCCAUUGUGGAUAGAGAGGCUGAUUUUGAGGAUGCUUUGUUAAAGGGGGAAAGGAAGAUCUCCUCGAGUGGCCUUCUUAGCGUCAAGUCGAAUCGAAAAAAUGUGGAUAAGAAAUCGAAACUGAAAGAGAAAGAAAAGGGAGAGAAUAGGGGGGUGUCGGCACACAGUUCCAGGCCGCAUAAGAAGAGUAAGGCCUAAAGUGUUGCUAAGUUCAUUUUUCAUUUUUCAUAAUCAUUUUUAUGUUAUUUUUUUUGUAUUCUAGUUUGGUAUUUCUUGUCAUGUUGGGUGCUAGAAAAAUGUGGGGCAUUUAGGCGCAUUUGUUGGGAUUGGAUUUUGGCCGUAGCAAAAGAGAUUCCGGUCCCGCACUUUUUUUAUGUAAUUCAAUGAGAGUUAUCGUUUGUGUGCCCUAUAGGAGCAUACUAUAUACUUGG
Molecule: messenger RNA, 3745 nt
Organism: Amborella trichopoda
Lineage: Eukaryota; Viridiplantae; Streptophyta; Magnoliopsida; Amborellales; Amborellaceae
Product: GNAT acetyltransferase (DUF699)
Biological process (GO): rRNA acetylation involved in maturation of SSU-rRNA
Cellular component (GO): nucleolus; 90S preribosome
Molecular function (GO): ATP binding; tRNA binding; 18S rRNA cytidine N-acetyltransferase activity
Source: RefSeq, a predicted model, not a curated record